AUUAACAACAAAGUGAAACAAGAUGCUGGGUUUGGUGUUAGGAACCAUGAUUCUCGGAUCAAUUCACAUGUUCAUUGACAGACCACGUGCAAACGGCCAAGAGCGCAUGCGAAAACAUAAACAAGGUGGAAGUAUCAUCAUCGCAGCGUGUAUUAUCCUACUUUUGUUCCUACCACAAACACUUGGAGAGGGAAUCUGUCCUGCUGGAAGAGCGUCCAUAUUCAGAAAUGAAAUCAGAUGUGUAGUACAAGAGUUCAAUCCCUUCAAAGCGGAUGACGAUUAUUACUAAGAAGCGAUAUGCAAUUUCCUGAAUCUUCUCAUAUAUAAUUCAAAUAAUGAAUAAAAAUGGGGGUAUUUAUUUGUUUUUGUUUUGUAGUUUAUUAAGUGAUCUACAUUCACUGCGUUGUGAAAUUUGUUUUGCACCUACAACUUUGAAAUCAUCUUUCUUGUACCAUUGAUGAAUCAGUUAUAUGUGCAUGUUUCCUUGUUCCGAGUUUUUAGGGUGGCUAUAAAAUGAAAUGCAUAAGUUGUAACCGUAAUAAGAAUUAUCAGAGUAUCGAAAUUAAUGAAGUUACCUGUUGUAAAGCAAGA
Messenger RNA from Eruca vesicaria subsp. sativa (arugula), 591 nucleotides. The record is from the annotation of a GenBank genome assembly. Lineage: Eukaryota; Viridiplantae; Streptophyta; Magnoliopsida; Brassicales; Brassicaceae.